AUGUAACAUCUGAGCUAUCCACCCGAUAAAAAAAUACAGAAUUACCAAUUUAGUUUUAGAUCCAAAUUAGGCAAAGGUGCAUAUGGGACAGUCUAUGCUGGUAAAAACACUAAUGAUAAUAGUAUUGUUGCUCUUAAAAUUAUUGACAAGAAAUUGCUUCUCACUGAUUAUGCCAAUCAACUCAUCGCUUCUGAAAUUGAAAUCAUGAAAAAAAUAAAUGAUUCCCAUGUUGUUAAACUGCUUGAUGUAUUAUAGAGUGCAAAUAAUACCUACAUCAUUACUGAAUAUUGUAAUGGUGGCGAUUUGAGAGAGUUCAUAAAGGCCAGAAAAGUUAUCCCUGAAGAGGAAGCACUUAAAAUCUUAAAGGAUUUGCUGUAAGGGAUCAAGGCUUUACUUAAACAAGGCAUCAUACAUCGUGACAUAAAACCAGCCAAUAUCCUUAUCCAUGACUCUCAAUUCAAAAUUACAGACUUUGGUUUCGCAAAGCAAAUAGAUCAAAAUCUUGAUACAAUUAUGAACUCCCUUGUUGGUACUCCACUAUAUAUGAGUCCUUAAAUUCUAAAAAGAGGCAAGUAUUCAUCCAAAUGCGAUAUCUGGUCCUUAGGCUUAAUUAUGUAUGAAAUGCUGUAUGGUAUGACUCCGUGGCAUUCUCAAAACUUAGUAGAAUUGAUGAACAAAUUGGACUCAAAGCCUCUUUCAUUUCCAACUCAUCCACGUGUUUCUGAUUCUACUAAAUAGAUGAUAAAAGGAUGCUUGUAAAUAAGAGAAGAAAAAAGAUGGAGUUGGGAAGACCUCUUUAAAGCCGUUAAUUUUAAUUCAAAUGAGAAUAAGGAAAACUCAUCUCCAAAAUAAGAAAUUCAUGCGCAAACCUAUAGAGAGAAUUUAAGUUCUCAAAAUAACAAUCAAUCAAAAUACUCUCUUCAAAUGCAAAGAUUCAAAUAAAGAACUGAAUCAUUAUGCUAAUAAAUCAAUAAGCAUAAUCGAAGUUAUAGCAAUACUGCUUUUCAAACUAAUGAGAGAUCGAAUCGAUAUGAUAAUAAAACCCCUGUUAAUGAUAAAUCUAAAUAGACAUGUAGUUAUUUUGAUCUAAAAGAGAAUCUCAAAUAAAAUAAUAUCAAAUAAGAAAGAGAAAGAAGCAACUCUUAAAAUUAUAGAUUUCAUACACAAAGGAAUGAAUUAACAACUUUCAUUGAUAAGAUUCAUAAUGUUUAAUAAAAAUUAAAUAGUAAUAAUGAUUCCUGUAAAACUACAAGCGCUAUGCAAUCUCACUCAACCAACACUUCAAAUAAAUUGAAUUAUGAAUUAGAUUUAGUUAAGGUCUCAGAAUUUCAAUUAGACGAAAACAAUAAAGCAUUAGAUGACCACAACACUUUAAGAAAUCCAAAAACUGAAAGAGUCAAAAGAACCAAUAGUUUAAGUAGGCAUUUUCAACAACAUACAUUUUAAGGCAAGACUCAUUUGCAGUAAUUAAUUAAAGUAAUUGAGAAUUAGCUGGAAUUGAUACCAAAUUAGGUGGGUUGCAAAAUUGAAAUCAAUACUAUGGUAAUAUUGCAUAGAGAUAUUAUUAAUUAUGCCUCCAGCAAAUAGAUUUAUACAAAUUAAGAUUUAAAAGAUCUCAAAUUACUAAUAAAUAACCUAAUAUCCUAUUUGAAUCUGAACACUGGAGAACAUUCAAGCAAAUAAUCUCAAACAAUGCUAUUAUUGCUCCUAACUUAUCAUAAGGUAGUAGUCUACAAUAUCAAAAACAAAACUCUAAAUAUCGAUGCUAAUCUGAUAGAAACAAUUAAAAAAAACAUCCAAAUUUAAUAAAAUCAAUUAACUAUUGAAUCUAAACAAUUAAGAGAGCACAUCAAUUAAUUAAUGUGA
This is a messenger RNA of Paramecium tetraurelia, 1866 nucleotides long. RefSeq lists its product as uncharacterized. Gene Ontology annotation, biological process: autophagy; peptidyl-serine phosphorylation; autophagosome organization. Gene Ontology annotation, molecular function: protein serine/threonine kinase activity; ATP binding. Lineage: Eukaryota; Ciliophora; Oligohymenophorea; Peniculida; Parameciidae. The transcript is spliced from 4 exons. Gene Ontology annotation, cellular component: autophagosome; cytoplasm. The record is from RefSeq and is a predicted model, not a curated record.